AGGGCUCAACUGUAUGACUAUCUAAAGAGCAGGAUGAACACUGUUGCACCUAAUUUGACUGCUCUUGUUGGGGAGCUUGUUGGUGCUCGCCUUAUUGCCCAUGGUGGCAGUUUGUUAAAUCUUGCAAAGCAGCCUGGGAGCACAGUCCAGAUUCUUGGGGCGGAAAAGGCCCUCUUUAGAGCUCUUAAAACAAAGCAUGCCACUCCCAAAUAUGGGCUUAUCUACCACGCAUCCCUGGUUGGUCAGGCAGCACCGAAGCACAAGGGAAAAAUUUCUCGUUCCCUUGCAGCAAAAACUGCAUUGGCAAUUAGAUGUGAUGCUCUUGGAGAUAGUCAGGAUAGCUCUAUAGGAUUGGAGAGCCGUGCCAAGCUUGAAGCACGAUUAAGGAUUCUCGAAGGUAGAGAACUGGGACGUUCUGCUGGAUCGGCUAAAGGCAAACCUAAAAUAGAAGUGUAUGACAAGGAUCGAAAGAAGGGAACUGGGGGAUUAAUAACCGCUGCCAAGACAUAUAAUCCUGCUGCAGACUCCCUUAUUGGAAAAUUAGCAGCUGCUGCAGAUGAGAAAGAAAAUAAGAGAAAGACUGAAACAGAUCCUUCUCAACCAGAGGAGACUGUGACUGGUAAAGAGAAGAAGGAGAAGAAAAAGAAGAAGAAAACUGGUGAAGAGGCUGCUGAUACAAAUGCCAUUGCUGAACCCUUGGAGGAAGAGCCAGCAACAAAAGAAAAGAAAAAGAAGAGAAAGCAUGCUGAGGAUAAUGAAGCACAAAACAAUGGUGAAGCUGUUGAAGCAGGAGAGAAGAAAAAGAAAAAGAGAAAGCACGAAGAGCAAGACGAAGAGGAGCCCGAGAUGCCGAGCAAGAAGAAAGACAAAAAGAAGAAGAAGAAGAAAGGUGGGGAUUGAGAAAAAUUUUCAGAAAGCUGCCAUUGAUGGCUGCUACACACAAUUUUGGACAAUUAGCAAUAUCACUGUCCUUCUCAAUGUAAAAUUACAUCUAGUGCAGAAUAUUAAGUCAGUUUCAACGCUGUAUUUCUUUUUUCUUCUUUGUGGAUGUGAUUGCAUGACUUGUUAUUCAGAUGAGGAUAUGUAUGUUUACCAGGAAGCAAAGUGUUUUACCUCCCUUGUUCCUGAGCUCAGAUGAGAAA
Carica papaya (papaya) is the source of this 1142-nucleotide messenger RNA. The record is from RefSeq and is a predicted model, not a curated record. Lineage: Eukaryota; Viridiplantae; Streptophyta; Magnoliopsida; Brassicales; Caricaceae.